UUUCAUUAAUUCAGUGAAACAUUUCAUUUGUGUUUCAAUUGUUUGGAUAUUGUGUUGAGUUGUGUUGACUGAAGCCAUGAAUGUCUACCAUUUCAGCGCAUUUAACGAUACGUUGGAUCCGAUUGACCACAAGAGUGUGGGAGCGGUGGUCACCGACAGCAACGACAACGAGGGAGAGGACAGUCGGGUAGGACUCGACAACUUAGGCAACACAUGCUAUUUGAAUGCUGUCGUCCAGUGUCUCGCAAAUACGGAUUCGUUGCGACACUACUUCUCGUCGUAUGAUUUUGAGGACGACUUAAACCGAUCGAAGGGUUUGAUUGCUUACCCAUUGGCCCGACUUAUCCGACAGCUGUGGACACCGAGUAGUGACGGCGCGAAGAGGUCUGUGCGGCCGACACACGUCCGGUCGUUGUGCGACCGCUGGUCGAGCCUAUCGUGGGGUCAGAACGACGCGCACGAGUUCUGCACUUUUCUCUUGGAUUCACUUCAUAACGAUUUGAAUCGCAGUCGUCUGAAGCCGUCGGCCAUCACUUCCAGCGCAGACGCAGACGACGAUAAUAAUAACUCGACGGAUGUGCACGCGUUGGCCAAUACUUCUUGGAAUGAGUUCAAGAGGUUUAACGACUCGAUUGUCGUCGACCUGUUCUAUGGCCAGUAUAUGUCGGCCAUUGUCUGCUCUGUUUGUCCCAAAAGAUCACUAAAAUUCGAUCCAUUCGUCUAUUUAUCACUUCCCAUACCAUUGACUCAUAAAGACAUUAAUCUUCGCGAUUGUCUUGACUUAUACUCAGCACCGGAAGUGCUCUCUCAGCAGAAUUCUUGGCAUUGCCCUCAAUGUCGGACGAGUCGUGAAGCGACAAAAUAUAGCCGUUUUUGGCGAUUACCGCGAAUUCUUAUCAUACAAUUUAAUCGUUUCUGUUUUGACACGAAUUCGUGUCCCGAAAAGAUCACAUCAUUUGUCGACUUCCCUCUCCAUGACUUAGAUCUGAGUUCGUAUUCACUGUCCGGACAGCUCUCCUCUUAUGAUUUGUAUGCUGUGGUCAACCAUUACGGCGAUGUGAAUGGCGGCCAUUACAAGGCUUACGCCAAAGACACCAAUAUUUUCAAAGGUUUAGGUUGGCGUUGUUUUGAUGAUAAUCGUGUCGAUGACAUGAGACCCGACUCUGUUAUCACCAGAAAUGCUUACAUUUUGUUUUACAAACGCAAAGAUUACAAUUCACACCUUUGAUCACGUUUUCAC
This is a messenger RNA of Medioppia subpectinata, 1240 nucleotides long. Lineage: Eukaryota; Metazoa; Arthropoda; Arachnida; Sarcoptiformes; Oppiidae. The record is from the annotation of a GenBank genome assembly.